Lytechinus pictus (painted urchin) is the source of this 6394-nucleotide messenger RNA. RefSeq names its product condensin complex subunit 1-like. Lineage: Eukaryota; Metazoa; Echinodermata; Echinoidea; Temnopleuroida; Toxopneustidae. Gene Ontology annotation, biological process: meiotic chromosome condensation; mitotic cell cycle; mitotic chromosome condensation. The transcript is spliced from 32 exons. Gene Ontology annotation, cellular component: nucleus; condensed chromosome, centromeric region; condensin complex. The record is from RefSeq and is a predicted model, not a curated record. Gene Ontology annotation, molecular function: histone binding. Bases 137 to 4546 code for a protein of 1469 amino acids.
AGUUCUCGUUCAUUUUUUUACAAUACAAUUUUUCCGCGGAUUUUGAAGCCGUUGAUGCGGAAUCCUUCGCCUACGGGAACAACAUUUUGCCGUUUUCAUUCGUGUUGAAAAAAAAUUAAGGUUUUAAUAGAGGAAGAUGAGCUUGAAGGAAUUUGUGCUUCCUCUUCAUUUGAAGGACCUUCAGCAUGGCACGGGGAUUAACCAGUACAUUGUGGAAGAGGUGUAUCCCCUUAGACAGAUUGCAGAUAAGAUUGUGGGUUGUAAAUCAUCCCUUCAUCACGAUGGAUCGUUCAUGAUUCUGGAUCACUUUGAUAGCUUCUACAGUCUUCUCAGACAAUUCUCAAGUGUGGAUCAAGAUGCCAAGGAGGAAGCAUGGGAAAUCAUCCUGACAGCAUGUUCGAGGAACGUGGAUGCCCUUACCAAGUUCAUUGACAGUCCGAGCAGUGAUCCUAAGUUCAGACAUCUCCUUCUCAAUGCAACCAAGAUGACUUCAUUCAUCCUAUGCCAGCUGACCGAAGCCUUUGAGACGGAAGCGUGUAAACCCUCGACAGACACCGCUACCAUGAAGGGAAAGGGACGUAAGAAGACGGUGAAAGCGGGUGCGUGGGACUGGGAUAGUGAAAAGGAGAAAUCUCUUCAAUGCAUCAUACAGACUCUCCAACUUGAUAUAUGUAGACUGUGGGAUCCUCCAGUUGUAGAAGGAGAAUUUGUCAAUCUGGUUAGUGGUACUUGCUACAAGCUGUUAGAAAACCCAUUGAUCACAAGGAAUCUUAGCACCAGAGAUGUCAUCACACAGAUUUUGGGUCUUCUCUUCAAAAGAUACAACCAUGUACUAGGUGGGACCUUGAAGAUCUUACAACUGGUGCAGCACUUUGAGCACCUUCCUGGACCUCUAGCUCAAUCAGUACAGACCAUUGCUACUCAGUAUGGCGUUAAGAGUGUUGUCAGCGAGAUCAUGAGGGAGAUUGGAAGCUUAGACUCACAGGACCUGACAAGGGAUAACAGCGGUACCCGUUCUUACGCUAGCUUCCUGGUUGAGAUGGCUGAAAGGGUUCCCGAUGCUAUGCUGCCUUGUAUCAGUCUCAUUCUAUCUCAUCUAGAUGGAGAGUCCUAUACCAUGCGUAAUGGAGUGUUGGGAGUGAUAGGAGAGAUCGUCAUCAAGGUAUUGAGCAAAGAACAGCUUGACAGUAAGGCCAAGACGGCAAGGGAUCAACUACUUGACAAACUUGAGGACCACAUUCAUGAUGUGAAUGCAUUCAGCCGCAGUCGAGCCCUGCAGGUCUGGCUUCAUCUGUGCCGUGAACGUGCUAUCCCUCUAUCUCGCCAGCACACAGUCAUGGAGCUGACAGUAGGUCGUCUCAGAGACAAGUCUAGUAUCGUCCGUAAGGGAGCCGUCCAGCUGGUGUCUGCAUUCCUCACCAGCAAUCCAUUCGCAGCAAAGCUUUCUGCAGAAGAGUUACAGGCCAACCUGGAGAAAGAAGAAGAGAAGCUGAAAUCAAUGAUGCCUGAUGAACCACAAGCAGUCACCAAUGAUGUGAGUCACGAUCCUGUUAAGAAUUGGACAGCAAUGGAGCCUGAGAUCAAGACUACCAUCGCCAAGAUCUUGUCAUCUGAGGACGAGGAGAGUUUACUACAGAUACCAGAUAACGCAUCUCCAAUGGAUACUAUUGAUGAGAUCAUUGAACUCCUCGACAAGUCCCAGCACACCAGGGCCAUCAGACUCCUGCAGUCUGCCCAGAGCGUCUGGCCGGAUCAACAAGCUUUCAUCCCUCUACAGGAUACUGGUUCUGAUGAUGAGGAUGAAGAGCUUUCUUCUGAUGGCAAAGAUCUCCUUCAGAUGCUCAAAUCUAUCUACCUGGGGUCAACACCAGCUAGUCCUGUUCCCGACGGAUAUGACCCUGCCGACCUGGUCAAGGUGGGCGAGGAUGGAGAACCAGAGGUCAAGAUGACCACUGUCCAGGAUGAUGACCCAGUGGUCAAUGAACUCAGCAAGCAACAGAUCCUUGUCCAAUAUUUAUCUGAUUGCGUCAAGUUCGCCGGCAUGGUGAAGAUGUGCGUCCCGACUGUCUGCGAACUCUUAUCGUCCAAGCAGACCACAGAUAUCCUUGAAGCAGUGACCUUCUUUGUGACCGCCCAUGAGUUUGGGGUGUCCAAUGCCGCCGAUGGUGUGCGUCGUAUGAUGGGACUCAUCUGGUCCAAGGAACAGUCGGUCAAAGAUGCCGUAGUGACGGCCUACAAGAGGCUCUACCUUAGCCCAAGUGGAAAGACAGUCAGAGCAAGGAGUCUAGCGGUCGUCCGGAACCUGCUCCAGCUGACAUGUGGGGCAAGCCUCGGCGAGCUGACCUCGUUGGAGGAGAUGGUAUCAGAGUUUACCAAGAAUGGGGAAUUCCCCUCCCAGACUACACAGAUCCUAUGGGAGUUCUUUACCAUGAAGCAUCCAGAGACCACGCCCACUGAGAGCAGGGCGGCACUCCAGUUGCUGGGAAUGGCAGCAUGUGCUGAUCCUGGUAUCAUCCAUAGCAACGUUGAGGUGCUGGUGUCCGAGGGCUUGGGAGAACGAGGAAUGAAAGACUUCAUGCUCGCCAAAGACACCUGUAUUGCUCUGCUCAAACUGGUCGGUAGUGAAAAGCCCAAAGUUUUGAGCGGUAAAGAACAGUUCAGGUUCGAUAGCACGCAUGAGAUUUUCAGCAAACUGGGUGAUAUCCUUGUACAGGGUAUGACUGAGCAAGAGAACAAGUACUGGGUGCCGCUAGCAGAGACGGCCGUCAAGACCAUCUACCGCCUGGCUGAACACCCUGAUAUCCUGGCUGGUGAGAUCCUCAAACGCCUGGCUGCUGUGUUACUCGCUAGCAGAGAACAGUCUCAAGAAACAGCCUCCGAGGAGACGACAGAGGAAGAAAUAAAGGUCCCAACAUCAGGUUGCCCAGCUAGUUUAUUAUCUCGUCUGAUGGCAGUCUCUGGUCAGAUCGCCCUUCAGCAUUUGAUCCACCUGGAUGUGAUGGUGCAAUGUGAGCUCAAGCGAAGGCACAAUGUUCAAGAGAAGAAGAAGGAAGAUAAGGAAAAGAAAGCAAAGAGUGAAGGUGAUAACGCGAAUAUUGAAGAUGAGAUGGGUUUGGCUGGAGCAACAGCUGAAGAUGCUGAAGGAGAGUUUAUCAAAAGGAUCUGUGAUUCUAAUAUUGUGACAGGGCCCAAUCUUCUUGGAGCUAUUAAGCCCCUGGUUGUCCUGAUCUGUAGCAACCCUGUCAAGUAUUCCAGCCCAGAGCUCAGGGCGACCGCGAGCCUGGCCCUGGCUAAGUUCAUGCUGGUCAGUGCAGAGUUCUGCGAGGCACAGCUCCAGCUGCUCUUCACUGUCCUAGAAAAGGCGCCAGAAGCUAUCAUCCGAGCUAAUAUUAUCAUCGCCAUCGGGGAUCUUACAUUCCGUUUCCCCAAUCUCAUUGAGCCGUGGACAGCCCACAUGUAUGCUAGGCUUCGUGACCCCUCUGCCCACGUCCGUAAGAACACCCUCAUGGUACUGACCCAUCUGAUUCUCAACGACAUGGUCAAGGUCAAAGGUCAAAUCAGCGAGAUGGCAUCAUGCAUCAUCGAUUGCGAGGAUCGCAUUGCUAGUCUGGCCAAACUCUUCUUCUUUGAGCUGUCGAAAAAGGGUAAUGCUGUGUAUAACAUCCUUCCCGACGUGAUCAGUAGACUGUCUGAUCCAGAUCUAGCUUUACCGGAAGAAGACUUCAAGACCAUUCUCAGGUACCUCCUGUCCUUCAUUCAGAAAGACAAACAAGCGGAAUCCUUGGUUGAGAAACUCUGUCAUCGUUUUAGAGCCACCAGAUCCGAGGCACAAGUACGUGAGCUAGCUUUCUGCCUAUCCCUACUGAACUUCAACGAGAAGGGAUUCCGCAAGCUGCAGGAGAACGUUGCUUGCUAUGCUGAUAAACUCGCUGAUGCCGAGGUCUAUGGUUACUUCACCAACAUCAUUUCAAAAGCCAAGAAGGCUGUCAAACAAGAAACAAAGGUCCAGGUUGAUGAUUAUGAACAGAAGAUAAACGAGUUCCAUCUGAAGGGAGCCGAUGAGAAUGCUACAGCCGAGAAAGCAUCCAAGGCAUCAUCGGCUGCUGCAGCACUCAACAAAAAGAAUACCAAAACACCAGGCAAGAGAAGAGGCAAGAAGGGACAGACCCCUGCCCGGACCCUGAAGGAGAAAGAUCUGAACCGCGAUAGCAACGAGGAAGACGAUGACGACAUCGAAGACGAUGUCCGUACCAGGCGCAAGCCGGAUCCUCUCAAUACCUCGCUCCCUGAUCCCGGUUCUGCCCCGAGGGUGAGCAGGAAGGGGCGUAGGAAAGUACCCCCUCCUAUACCCUUCUCAAGCGAUGAGGACAGUGAUGAUGUCUUUGCUCCUCCUCCAAAACCCAAGAUAAAUCUUGAUAGCGAGGAUGGGGAUGAGGAGAAUAUCAAACCAUCCAGAUCAAGAUCGGUCAAGAAAUCCACCAAGCCUAAGGGUAAGACACCUGCCAGAUCUCGCAGACAACGAACCUCUCAACAAGUGGAAACCUAGAAGAAAGACGUGUAUAUUUACCAGACUAUUAUCCUCAUUUUCCAUGUGUAUAUUAUUGAGCCAUUGAACUGCUACCAAUCCCCUUAGUUUUAGAUACAAAUGCCAACAAUCUCUUUAUUUGUAAAAAAUUUAGUGACUUUUUUCCGAUAUCAUGAUUUUAUUAUUUUAUUUUGCAUUUUAAAAAACAUAGAGACUACAAACAAUCAGAGACAAGAUCAAUCAAAAUUUUACAUGAUAGAGAAAACAAGACCUGGGUGAGAGUUGGAGAGGCUGUCUGGGUACGGAAAAGGCUAACUUAAUAGCCAUAACCCACAGGUCUUCCUCCCCAACUCCAUCCAGGUCAAAAAAUUAAUGGUAAAAAUAAAAUGAAGAUAUAUAGAAUCGGCAAAAUACAAUGGUCAUACAUGAGACUUGGUCACCACUAGAAUCUAGUGGUGACCCGGACCAAAUGCAGAUUUUUUUUUAUUGAAUUCAAUGGAAUUUAUUUCCACAUCUUCAAUAAACAACACAUUUAAAGCAUGAAAAAUAACAUGUCAAGAUAGAGUAUUCAAAGAAAUGUAUAAAACAGAUUAUAGUGGCAAUUUGCUGGGGAUCAUAGGAAAGUUUUUAAAAAGUUUUGAUAAAAGAAAUUUCAAGGAUAUUAAUUAUUAUAAUUGUAAUGGGUAUUUGGUGCAUUUUUAUAUAAAAAAAUCUAAGUAAAUUAAUGUCAUGGUCAUGGAUCUAGAAUUCGCCCUCUUCUGAAAUGUACAUUUAUCUACUUUUUAAGAUUAAAAUCUGCAUCAAACAAUUUUUUUCAGAUUCUUAAAAAAACACCUGUAAAUACUUGCAUUGUCAGAUUGGUAAAUGAAAUUCAUGUAAAUUUAUUAGAAUUGUUUUAAUAUACUUUUAGACUUUGAUGUACUGUUUACAUAUCAUGUUUUUACAAUUGUCAAUUAGUCUGUGCUUGUAUAAUAAAUGUUUGAAAUCACUUUCGAGGGACCAUGGACCAGAAUGGGGCCUAAGUUUACACCCUUUUUUCUUCUGAUAAUGGUUCUUAUCAUGCUUCAAACUUUCGCUUACUAAGGCUAUUACUGCAAGAAUCGUUGAUUUCCAUUAAGGUGGGGUUUUGGAGGGCCCUAUUUAUGAAUCCCUGCCCCUAAAAAAAAAAAAAAAAAAAAACAGUUCCCCCAUAUCAAAUUUGCAUACUAAAUAAUAAUUUAGCUCAUCACCCUUGAGACAAAACAUUCACAGAUUUAAUAAUCAUAUUGAAUAUAAUUAUAGGCAUAGUUCCUUUUAUAUACUAGUAGAUAUAACCUAUUCUGAGGUGCACUAUCUUCAUCAGCCUGGCUGUAGCUCAUGCUACCACGUCCAAUGUCAUUGCAUUUAAAUAUUUUAUCAUGCAGGGUACAUAUUCAACUUACAGUACAACAAUAUGGGUAAAUUAUGAUAUGAAGUCAUAUUUCCCUUUAUUAGUUUAUAAGUACCAAGUAACUUUCAAAUAUAACCUGAAGUGCUUUUAAAAUGUGAAUAAAAUUUGUUCUAAUGUCAUUAUUCCCCAAUAUCCAUAAGACUAAUGUGGUUCAUAUGUAAAUCCGCCCUGUAUGUAUUCUACAUGUGGCAGUAGAGUGAGAUUUUUUAAAGUUAGUUUUUAACUGUGAAACGUGUCUGAUAUUUAACAAGCUUGUAAUGAAUUUUUAUGAUUUAAUAUUUUAAUAUUUUGAGAAGACAUUUUAUUACCCAACGAAGCUGCAGAACAUAUCAUGAUUCUCAGUUUUCUGUAAUGAUUACCUGACAAUGCAGUGUCCUUUUAUUAUGGAUUUAAUAUUAAAUUAAUUUUAAAGAUAAUAAAUAUGUAAAUCUGACAUGCAA